AUGACACACCUCUGGCUGCUGUUAUUUCUCAACUCAUGGCUUCAAAGUGAAGCUCAGGGUUUUGGCAUUAAUCUCAUUAAAGUGCCAGACGAUGAUCGGGCACAAAUUGUUUGUACCGUAGCUUUGUUGGGGAAAUAUUUUCAUUCUGGAGAGGCCCUCUCCGGAUCAGUGCUACAUAUGAGCAUUACCACAGCUAAUGCACACGUUCAGAAAUCAUUGCUGCAUGCUUUGCAUACAAAUCCAAAUUAUCCUUGGACCAUAGUGGUAAAAGAUACUCAUCGAGAUAGUGAUAUGGAGGGGAAAGUACAACAUGUUUUGCAUGAAAAGCCCCAGUGUUAUUUUUUUGUCAUUGAAAAUAUGGAAGAUGAAGAUAUGGAUGAGGUGUUUGAAAGUUGGAAGUCUAACUUAAAUUGGAAUCCAUUGGCUCAGUUUGUGGUAUAUUUUUCAUCGGUAGAGGAAACCGAGGAGGAAAUGACGGAUAUUAUGAUAGAGAUUUUGUUAAAUUUUAUGAAUAAGAAAAUCUAUAAUGUUAAUAUUAUAGGACAAAGUGAAGAGAGUAGUUUUUAUUUUGGCAAAACAGUGUUUCCCUAUCAUCCGGAUAAUAAUUGUGGCAAUCGGGUUAUAUCGAUAGAGACCUUGGAUAUUUGUGAUUAUCAGGAAAGUGAAAAGGAAGAAGAUGAAGAUGAUGAGGAGGAGGAGGAAGAUGAGGAUAAUGAUGGAAUGGAGACCGAAGUAGAAGUAGGAGACGGUAAAGAUGUAGAAGACGGCAAAAAUGAAAAUACGGAUAAUCAAAAUUCAUCAAAAUCUAAUGAAAAUGUAACAGACGAAGAGCAGAAAGAGAACGGUAACGAUAAUCAAAACAACUCGAAAUCAAACGAAGAUAAUGAACAGAAAGCUGGAGAUGAAGAGCAGAACGAGAAAGAUAGCAAUUCCACACAAUCCGCAUCUGAAUAUCCAAAAAUUUAUAUUGAAGAACUAUAUCGUGCUUUAUUUUUAGAUAAAUUUCCCAAAGACUUAAGUGGUUGCCCAUUAGUUGCUGCCUAUCGUCCCUGGGAACCCUAUAUAUUUAACGAAGCUUUAGACAAUAGUCUCUAUACAACCUCAACGGGAAAUAAUCAAACGUCUUACAAUAAUACUUAUGAUGGAGAUGAGGAUAUCGAUACAAAUGAUGACGAUAAUGAUGACUAUAUCACAUAUAAUGAACAACAAGAUAUGGAUGCGGGAGCCCAGGGAUCUUCCUCGGAAAUACGUUUGAACGGUAUUGAAUAUAAAAUGAUACAAACUAUAGCGGAACGCUUGCAUAUUAGCAUUGAAAUGCAAGUGGAGAAUACAAAUCUUUAUCAUCUUUUUCAACAGCUAAUAGAUGGCGAUAUUGAAAUGGUUGUUGGUGGCAUUGAUGAGGAUCCCAGCAUAAGUCAAUUUGUGUCCAGUACCAUACCCUAUCAUCAAGAUGACUUGACUUGGUGUGUGUCGAAGGCUCAUCAUACCACCAAUCUAUUCAACUUUAUGGCAACAUUUCAAAUUGGUGCCUGGAUACUCACCCUAAUCUUCAUACUUACAGCCUCAUUGAGUAUUUUUAUGUCCCAACAAUAUCUACGUUUGCGUUUGGGUUUUCUUAAAAGUUACUUCAGCAUCAAUGUCUAUGUAAUGGGCAUUGUACUAAGUCAGGCCAUAAACUUGCGACCAAUACCAACCAGUUUAAAGUUGUGUUUUGGUGCAACGUUUUUCAUGGGUCUCAUGUUUAGCAAUAUUUAUCAGAGUUUUUUGGUCAGUACAUUGACAACGCCUAAGUCAUCGUAUCAAAUUAGUCAUUUAAAUGAGAUUUAUCAGAAUCGCAUGCACAUCAUGGGCAGUGUGGACAAUGUAAGACAUUUAAAUAAGGAAGGAGAGAUCUAUCGUUAUGUGCGCGAACAUUUUCAAAUGUGCUACAACAUUGAAGAGUGCUUGCAGCGUGCUGCCAAAGACACAAAACUGGCUGUGGCCGUUUCACGCCAACACUCCUUCUACAAUCCUCGCAUACCGCGCGACAGUCUCUAUUGCUUUGAUCGCAAUGAAAACAUUUACGUCUACUUGGUGACAAUGUUGAUGCCAAAGAAAUUUCAUUUAUUGCACAAAAUCAAUCCGGUCAUACAGCAUAUCAUCGAAUCAGGUCACAUGCAAAAAUGGGCACGAGAUUUAGACAUGCGCCGCAAGAUUAGCGAAGAAAUACAACGUGCUCGUGAGGAACCGUUUAAGAGUUUGACACUGUCACAAGUUGCUGGUAGUUUUGCAUUCAAUGGCCUUUUAUUGUUGUUCGCCACAUGGAUGUUUGUCAUGGAACAUGCAGUUUAUUGGUUGGUUGUUAGGCGUAGGACCAGAUUAAAGUUGGCCAAAUAUAUGCAUAGGAAACUGGUGUGAAUUGUUUUUGUUUCUUUGUUAGCAGACCAGGCGGCUAGUUUAACCGGCUGAUACUUUUAUCAGGUGUACGAAAUAGACAAUGACAACAAAUAGUCAAAAUGCUACAACCACUUUUUCUCUUUCAAAAACAACAUGAUCAUCAUCAACACCGUCAUCAUCGUACAAAUAUUUAUCCAAAAAAAAAUUUCAGAAAACACCAAAUUCAAUUUGUAUUGUCAAAUGAAAUUAUAAAUA
This is a messenger RNA of Lucilia sericata (common green bottle fly), 2631 nucleotides long. RefSeq lists its product as uncharacterized. Lineage: Eukaryota; Metazoa; Arthropoda; Insecta; Diptera; Calliphoridae. The record is from RefSeq and is a predicted model, not a curated record. Bases 1 to 2397 code for a protein of 798 amino acids. The transcript is spliced from 5 exons.